Molecule: messenger RNA, 859 nt
Organism: Pantherophis guttatus
Lineage: Eukaryota; Metazoa; Chordata; Lepidosauria; Squamata; Colubridae
Gene: TIPE1
Product: TNF alpha induced protein 8 like 1
Biological process (GO): regulation of apoptotic process; negative regulation of TOR signaling
Cellular component (GO): cytoplasm
Source: RefSeq, a predicted model, not a curated record
AAGGAGAAGAAGGAGAAACGCAGAGGAUCCCUUGUUCCAUUCCAGCCACUGGGGCAAAAUCAAGCAAGGCUUCCGAAAGAUCCUAGAUCCUUUGCACGGAUUUAGCGAAGGGUUCCGCCAGAUCCGGGCCGUCUCUAGAGGAAAGAGGCCCGCUAGAUCGGCUGGUCUGAAUGCAGAAAAGCAGGGAAGAUGGAUACCUUCAGCACUAAGAAUUUGGCUCUCCAAGCUCAGAAGAAGCUGCUGAGCAAAAUGGCCUCCAAGAACAUGGCCAGCAUCUUCAUCGAUGACAUCAGCAGCGAGAUCCUGGAUGAGCUCUACCGGGUCACCAAGGAAUUCACUCACAACCGCAAAGAAGCCCAGAAGGUCAUCAAGAACCUGAUCAAGAUCGUGGUGAAGUUGGGCAUCCUGUACCGCAACAAGCAGUUCGGCGUCGAAGAGCUGGUCUUGAUGGACCGCUUCCGUAAGAAGCUCCAUACCUUGGCCAUGACGGCGGUCAGCUUCUACCAGGUAGACUUCACCUUUGACCGCCGGGUCAUGUCCAACAUGCUCAACGAAUGCCGUGACCUGCUCCAUCAAGCCGUCAACACACACCUCACCGGCAAGUCCCAUUCUCGGAUCAACCACGUCUUCAACCAUUUUGCGGACUUUGAGUUCCUCUCCGCGCUCUACGGCUCUUCGGAGCCCUACCAGACCCACCUGCAACGGAUCUGCGAAGGGCUGAACCAAAUGUUGGAUGAAGGCAACAUCUGAACACCAAAACCUGUCUCUUCAAGACUCAGCUGUGGACUCCUUGGCUCUCUUUGGUUUCAACCAUCUCCGGAUCUGCUUUUGACGUAAUGGAGUAGUAUUUUAAGAAUGA